This is a messenger RNA of Python bivittatus (Burmese python), 1914 nucleotides long. NCBI's taxonomy places the organism in Eukaryota, Metazoa, Chordata, Lepidosauria, Squamata, Pythonidae. The record is from RefSeq and is a predicted model, not a curated record.
AGAGGGAAAUUUCAGAUCUCCUGCAACAUUAUUGUUAUAAGUUGUCCUUUAAAUACAGUUAAGUCUAUUUGGCAGUUUGAUUUAAUUUUUUCAGUCCAUUAUAUGCAGACAUUUAUUUCUCCUUCACUUUCUCAGCCUACUUAUAAAUGCUGGGCUACAAAACACUACACAAUCAUUUCAUCUUGCAUAUCUUCGAAGAUUCUUUUUAAGAUGCUGAAUGUUGUCUUUGUAACCUGCAGAUAUUCUACAUCUCCCUCAUCAUGCUGCCCUUUGGUGUGGACACUUCCUUAUUUUCUAAUUCCUUAUCCCUGGAGGAGCAGCUUUUCAACUACAUUGAUGAACAUCAGGAUGAAUUUGUUCAGAAACUUAAGGAAUGGGUGGCUGUGGAGAGUGAUUCUCAACAGCCACACCUAAGAGCAAAAGUCAUACAAAUGGUCAAAAUAGCUGCAGCCAGUCUUGAAGACUUAGGAGCUGUUGUGACACUCAACGAUACAGGCAUUCAACAGCUGUCUAAUGGUCAGAAUAUUCCAUUACCUCCUGUCAUUCUGGCAAAGUUAGGGGAUGAUCCACAGAAGCCAACUGUAUGUUUUUAUGGACACGUGGAUGUGAUGCCAGCUAAAAGUCAAGAUGGGUGGAAAACCCAUCCUUUCAAUUUAACAGAAAUCGAUGGAAAUCUGUAUGGGCGUGGAGCAACUGAUAACAAAGGACCUGUCUUAGCCUGGAUAAAUGCUGUGAGCGCAUUCAAAGCGCUAAACAUAGAUUUACCAGUAAACAUCAAAUUUCUUAUUGAAGGCAUGGAAGAAGCAGGAUCCACUGGAUUGGAAAAACUGGUUGAAAAAGAAAACGAGCGAUUUUUCUCCAGUGUUGACUAUAUUGUGAUUUCAGAUAAUACUUGGCUCGCCAAAACAAAGCCAUCUCUUACAUAUGGAGCUAGGGGAAAUGCCUGCUUCUCAGUGGAGGUAAAAGGGUAAACUCAGAAUUACUUGUGACUAAAAUAUUCUGAUCAUGCUCCGAGGCAGUUUCUUUGAAGCUGAUAUGAUGCAAAUUUUACUAUCUCUAGAUAAGCUUUCCCAACUUGAUGCCCAAUAGAUAACUUGGAUUACAACAUCUAUAAUCUCACUUUUUAAAUGGGAAUUAUUGUAUAAUAUAUGAAGAGCAACAGGUUGUGAAAGGUUACUACAGAACAAGAAUGCAUAUAGUCUGUGCUGGGUUAGAAUGUUGGACUAGAAUCAGGAAAUCUUAGGAGCUCCCUGGGAGAGUCUGAGCUCUCACAAACUCUCAACGAAAUUCACAGAGUUGUAACUGAGGAUAAAAUGAGGGAUGACACCCUUGAACUCCAUGGAGAAAAGGAAAGAUAUAAAAAUAACCAACAGGUAACAGAUGAAUUACAAUCCUAAAAUCCAUCAAUCAGAUUAGAUGAAAAAGGAUAGCUCAGUUGAGUGAAGGACACUAAAACCUGGAAGCUCUGAGCAUGUGCUAAGAUCAGUUAUUUGUGAACUAUACCAGGAUCAAGUUUAACAGUUUUUUCAUGCAAACAUUCACCCCUAGUUUUCCUUUAAAUAUUAUUUUUCAGCAACCCAGUUUAGCGGGAGGGCUAUUGCUUUUUAGCUGUAGUCAUUGUUAGGUAAUUGGGAGUCAGAAAUCCAUGCUGACUUACUGAAAAUUUUUUGAAGUAAAUCUUCCUGAGAUUUACUAAUAGAUCUUCUUCCCACCACUCCCAUACAGGACUUCAUCUCUCUGCCCCUUUUCAGUUCUGGGUGAAUGGUCUCCUUAUAACUGCCUUAAUUUCUAAGAACAUACUUCAGAAUAGCCUUUAUUAUGGUUAUUGAUUAGUACAAUAAACAUGGUUAUUCAAAUGUUUGUUAUUUGCAUAUUCUUCAUUUACAGACAUAUUUGUUUAGUCGUUAAGUCAUG